Molecule: messenger RNA, 514 nt
Organism: Lagopus muta (rock ptarmigan)
Lineage: Eukaryota; Metazoa; Chordata; Aves; Galliformes; Phasianidae
Gene: CFAP97D1
Product: CFAP97 domain containing 1
Exons: 5
Coding region: 1-429 (142 amino acids)
Biological process (GO): sperm axoneme assembly
Source: RefSeq, a predicted model, not a curated record
AUGACCACCCCAAAGAGACUGGAAAAUCAAAUUUGGAAGAUGGAAGUCUGUGGCAACUUGAACAAAGUCACAGGAACAGGUGGGAGGGAUCAAGCAAGACAUUGGGUGGAUAAAAUGGCUCCGCAUGCACAGAGCUGGCAGCAUGUUAACCUGAGGAAGAUUCAGGAGGAUCAAAAGCGAAUCAGUCAGAUUGAAAGAGACAAUAAGAAGCUCCUUGAGAACCUUGCUGCCAUCCAACGAGGGCCGGCAAGGGUGGAUUGUUGGAAUAAAUGCUUUUACAGAAGGUCAACAAGCGAUAAACAGAACAGGAAAAUAAUGACCGUCACGGUGGAAAAUCACGGACUCCUGAAAAGGCUUGCUAACAGUAAGCCUACCUAUGAUCAAAAGAAGUUUGAAAUGGAAUGGCAGAACACGAGACACUUUAAAUAGACUGCCAAACAAUGCUGCAUCUCCUCCCAAGAGACUGAGGUAUGUUUUUAUACAUCAGGUGCCAUUUCCUAAAAACAAAGAAGCU